This is a messenger RNA of Orcinus orca (killer whale), 2351 nucleotides long. It is a transcript of the gene CA10, whose product is annotated as carbonic anhydrase 10. Gene Ontology annotation, molecular function: carbonate dehydratase activity; zinc ion binding. The transcript is spliced from 9 exons. Bases 80 to 1066 code for a protein of 328 amino acids. Lineage: Eukaryota; Metazoa; Chordata; Mammalia; Artiodactyla; Delphinidae. The record is from RefSeq and is a predicted model, not a curated record.
CGCGCGCGCGCCCUGUGGGGAUUCCCCCCUUCCCCCCUGUUUUCCCGUCGAGUGAUGCACUUGGAAUGAGAAUCAGAGGAUGGAAAUAGUCUGGGAGGUGCUUUUUCUUCUUCAAGCCAAUUUCAUCGUCUGCAUAUCAGCUCAACAGAACUCACCAAAAAUCCAUGAAGGCUGGUGGGCAUACAAGGAGGUGGUCCAGGGAAGCUUUGUCCCAGUUCCUUCUUUCUGGGGAUUGGUGAACUCAGCUUGGAAUCUUUGCUCUGUGGGGAAACGGCAGUCACCAGUCAAUAUAGAGACUAGUCACAUGAUCUUCGACCCCUUUCUGAUGCCCCUUCGCAUCAACACUGGGGGCAGGAAGGUCAGUGGGACCAUGUACAACACUGGAAGACAUGUGUCCCUGCGCCUGGACAAGGAGCACUUGGUCAACGUAUCAGGAGGGCCCAUGACAUACAGCCACCGGCUGGAGGAGGUCCGGCUACACUUUGGUAGUGAGGAUAGCCAAGGGUCAGAGCACCUCCUCAACGGACAAGCCUUCUCUGGGGAGGUGCAGCUCAUCCACUAUAACCACGAGUUAUAUACCAAUGUCACAGAAGCUGCAAAGAGCCCAAAUGGAUUGGUGGUAGUUUCUAUAUUUAUAAAAGUUUCUGAUUCAUCAAACCCAUUUCUUAAUCGAAUGCUCAACAGAGACACUAUCACAAGAAUAACAUAUAAAAAUGAUGCAUAUUUACUACAGGGACUUAAUAUAGAGGAACUAUAUCCAGAGACCUCUAGUUUCAUUACUUAUGAUGGGUCAAUGACUAUCCCACCCUGCUAUGAGACGGCAAGCUGGAUAAUAAUGAACAAACCUGUCUAUAUAACCAGGAUGCAGAUGCAUUCCUUACGCCUGCUCAGCCAGAAUCAACCGUCUCAGAUCUUUCUGAGCAUGAGUGACAACUUCAGGCCCGUCCAGCCACUCAACAACCGUUGCAUCCGCACCAACAUCAACUUCAGUUUACAGGGGAAGGACUGUCCAAACAACCGGGCCCAGAAGCUUCAGUAUAGAGUAAAUGAAUGGCUCCUCAAAUAGGAAAGUAAGCCAAGAAGAAUCCCACCUCAGUGAAAUGCUACAACUGUGAAUUGACGUAACCUAAACUGUCCCCUUCUUUCUUCUCUUUCUUUCCUCCCUCAAGCCUCAUUCACUCUUUGGAUCGGCCCUUUCUUCAUGAAAAUUGUCUGCAAAACCUUGGCAGAGGAAUAUAUCUCUUACACACACUCACAAAUACACACACAAGCACUCACACACACAUACACACACAUGCAAAUAUAUCUACUCACAUACACACUCAUACAGCCCCCAAGAUGGGAAGUUAAAUUUUAGAAACAAAAGGCUCAUUCAUAAGAGGUCUUAGAAGAAAAUAACCAAUUAACCUGAUUACAAUUUUGAUACUGUUUUCCGAAACAAAUAAAUCUACCGAAUGAGAAUUUUCAGCCUUGUAUAUUACAAAAUUCUUCCAAAAGAGAGAGAGGAGAAAACACAGCUCUGACAGCAUCAAGUGGACUUUUGUUCUUUGCAUCAAGUAAUCUCAAAUAGUGUCCUAGGAUCCUUUAUGGGUGCUGGUGACAGGUGAGCCAAGACAAAGUUGGCCAAGGACACAUUUCUAGAUUGCGAUUCUUCUGUUUACUCAACAAUUUAAAAAGAAAAAAGGACAGACAUUGAAUAGAUGCACAUUGUAUAUAUAUAUAUCACCACAGACUAUUAAAAAAUGGAAUUAUUACCCCUCUUUGUCAUAUAUGUGUAGUAGGAUUUGCCAAGAUCAUAUUGAUCCAUUUGCUGUUUCUUAUUUUCCAAAGGUCAUACAUUGUGUUUGGUUAUUGUUAACAGCUCAAUAAAUGUGUUUAACAAGUUAAUUUCAUUUUUCUGGCUAUAGUCUAUUCUCCUUCCUUACAGGCUAAGACCUGGCUCCAUACAACUGCAUUCUUUGGUUUCAUUUGUUCCUUCAUCUACAUGUUUUGCUCAUUUGCAGCCAGUUUUUACUGAGUUUGUGGCAAUGGGAAUGCAUUUGCUAAGCAAGUAUAACUUUAACUCCACUCCAUGGCUCGAUCAUUCAUAUGAGGUGAGGUUCAGCCUGAGAUAGUAGGUGACAGAUUUCUUGCACUUCAAAACUGCCACCGCCCACCCCACCCCACCCCCAUGAUGCUCCCUUGAAGGAAUGCACUUUGUCUUGUAAAUUCUUGGGAAAGGGGUGUAUUUUCUCUCCAGGUGCAGCUGGAUCUCACAAAGUACAAAUGAAUGCCUUUCUUUUCUUGUUUAUAAUGGUCACUCACUGUGUUUGGUUACUGUCAAGAAAUCAAUAAAUGUGUGUAACAAGUUA